AUCCUAUUGCUGGAGAAGGAGAAAAGUGCUCCGGAUCCUUUCAGGACUCUUGGUCUUUUGGGCGUGACACAAACUGAGUGAGGGAAGAGGGAGAAAGAUCCCCUGGAUCCCUGCAGGAUUAAUUUAUUUAAAAAGAAAAUAAUAGAAAAAUACUCAACAUGCAAAAGUCUUGUGAAGAAAAUGAAGGAAAACCACAGAACAUACCAAAAGCCGAGGAAGACCGCCCUUCAGAAGAUGUACCGCAGGAGGCAGAAGGAAAUCCUCAGCCUUCCGAAGAAGGUGUAAGCCAGGAAGCAGAAGGAAAUCUAAGAAGCGGGCUGACUGAACCUGGCCAGGGAUUUAAAGAGGACACUCCCGUUAGGAAUUUGGACCCUGAAGAAAUGCUAAGAGGAGUAGAUGAAUUGGAAAGGCUUAGGGAAGAAAUAAGAAGAGUAAGAAACAAGUUUGUGAUGAUGCAUUGGAAGCAAAGACAUUCACGCAGCCGUCCUUAUCCUGUGUGCUUUAGGUCUUGAGUGUUUUUUUUUUUAAUUUUUAAAUUUUUUUUUUUUGGUCUGAUAGUAAAAUCUGGCUCCUGGCCCCUGCUUUCUUUCUGUUAGUAUUUUCUGAUGUAUCUUUUACCUUUGUUUUACUUUUAAUUAUCUGGUGGGAUUUUGUUUUAGGUAGUUUCCUUGU
Messenger RNA from Rhinolophus ferrumequinum (greater horseshoe bat), 672 nucleotides. Its product is annotated as transcription elongation factor A protein-like 8. Lineage: Eukaryota; Metazoa; Chordata; Mammalia; Chiroptera; Rhinolophidae. The record is from RefSeq and is a predicted model, not a curated record. The coding region runs from base 159 to 512 and encodes 117 amino acids. The transcript has a single exon.